Molecule: messenger RNA, 4618 nt
Organism: Ficedula albicollis (Collared flycatcher)
Lineage: Eukaryota; Metazoa; Chordata; Aves; Passeriformes; Muscicapidae
Product: heterogeneous nuclear ribonucleoprotein L-like
Exons: 3
Biological process (GO): regulation of RNA splicing
Cellular component (GO): nucleus
Molecular function (GO): mRNA binding
Source: RefSeq, a predicted model, not a curated record
CAAGUAUUUGUGAGGGUCAAACAGCCAUUUGUGAGGGUCAAAUACUCAUUUUUGAGGGUUAAACUGGUUUUGGCGAGGUCAGACCCGUUUGGGGGCGGUCAGGCCGGUUUUGCCUCGUGUGGCCCCAAAGCCGCGCGGUUUUUGGGGUGUCCCCGAGCCCGCGCCGUUUUUGGGGUGACCCCGAGCCCUCGGUGCCCCCUCCCCCAGGAGAAUUACGAGGAUCCCCACAAGACGCCGGCGUCGCCCGUGGUUCACAUCCGCGGCCUCAUCGACGGCAUCGUGGAGGCCGAUCUGGUGGAGGCGCUGCAGGAGUUCGGGCCCAUCAGCUACGUGGUGGUGAUGCCCAAGAAGCGCCAGGCCCUGGUGGAGUUCGAGGACAUCCUGGGCGCCUGCAACGCCGUGAACUACGCCGCCGACAACCAGAUCUACUUUGCGGGACACCCGGCCUUCGUCAACUACUCCACCAGCCAGAAAAUCUCCCGGCCCGGGGACAGCGAGGACGCGCGGGGCGUCAACAACGUGCUGCUCUUCACCAUCCUCAACCCCAUCUACUCCAUCACCACGGUGAGGCUGGGGGCUUACUGGGGUUUGUUGGGGUUUUAUUGGGGUUUGUUGGGAUGUUGGUGGGGUUUAUUGGGGUGUUGGUGGGGUUUGGGGUCACCACCACCGUGUUGCUCUUCACCAUCUUCAACCCCAUCUACGCCAUCACCACGGUGAGGCUGGGGGCUUACUGGGGUUUGUUGGGGUUUUAUUGGGGUUUGUUGGGAUGUUGGUGGGGUUUAUUGGGGUGUUGGUGGGGUUUGGGGUCACCACCACCGUGUUGCUCUUCACCAUCUUCAACCCCAUCUACGCCAUCACCACGGUGAGGCUGGGGGCUUACUGGGGUUUGUUGGGGUUUUAUUGGGGUUUGUUGGGAUGUUGGUGGGGUUUAUUGGGGUGUUGGUGGGGUUUGGGGUCACCACCACCGUGUUGCUCUUCACCAUCUUCAACCCCAUCUACGCCAUCACCACGGUGAGGCUGGGGGCUUACUGGGGUUUGUUGGGGUUUUAUUGGGGUUUGUUGGGAUGUUGGUGGGGUUUAUUGGGGUGUUGGUGGGGUUUGGGGUCACCACCACCGUGUUGCUCUUCACCAUCUUCAACCCCAUCUACGCCAUCACCACGGUGAGGCUGGGGGCUUACUGGGGUUUGUUGGGGUUUUAUUGGGGUUUGUUGGGAUGUUGGUGGGGUUUAUUGGGGUGUUGGUGGGGUUUGGGGUCACCACCACCGUGUUGCUCUUCACCAUCUUCAACCCCAUCUACGCCAUCACCACGGUGAGGCUGGGGGCUUACUGGGGUUUGUUGGGGUUUUAUUGGGGUUUGUUGGGAUGUUGGUGGGGUUUAUUGGGGUGUUGGUGGGGUUUGGGGUCACCACCACCGUGUUGCUCUUCACCAUCUUCAACCCCAUCUACGCCAUCACCACGGUGAGGCUGGGGGCUUACUGGGGUUUGUUGGGGUUUUAUUGGGGUUUGUUGGGAUGUUGGUGGGGUUUAUUGGGGUGUUGGUGGGGUUUGGGGUCACCACCACCGUGUUGCUCUUCACCAUCUUCAACCCCAUCUACGCCAUCACCACGGUGAGGCUGGGGGCUUACUGGGGUUUGUUGGGGUUUUAUUGGGGUUUGUUGGGAUGUUGGUGGGGUUUAUUGGGGUGUUGGUGGGGUUUGGGGUCACCACCACCGUGUUGCUCUUCACCAUCUUCAACCCCAUCUACGCCAUCACCACGGUGAGGCUGGGGGCUUACUGGGGUUUGUUGGGGUUUUAUUGGGGUUUGUUGGGAUGUUGGUGGGGUUUAUUGGGGUGUUGGUGGGGUUUGGGGUCACCACCACCGUGUUGCUCUUCACCAUCUUCAACCCCAUCUACGCCAUCACCACGGUGAGGCUGGGGGCUUACUGGGGUUUGUUGGGGUUUUAUUGGGGUUUGUUGGGAUGUUGGUGGGGUUUAUUGGGGUGUUGGUGGGGUUUGGGGUCACCACCACCGUGUUGCUCUUCACCAUCUUCAACCCCAUCUACGCCAUCACCACGGUGAGGCUGGGGGCUUACUGGGGUUUGUUGGGGUUUUAUUGGGGUUUGUUGGGAUGUUGGUGGGGUUUAUUGGGGUGUUGGUGGGGUUUGGGGUCACCACCACCGUGUUGCUCUUCACCAUCUUCAACCCCAUCUACGCCAUCACCACGGUGAGGCUGGGGGCUUACUGGGGUUUGUUGGGGUUUUAUUGGGGUUUGUUGGGAUGUUGGUGGGGUUUAUUGGGGUGUUGGUGGGGUUUGGGGUCACCACCACCGUGUUGCUCUUCACCAUCUUCAACCCCAUCUACGCCAUCACCACGGUGAGGCUGGGGGCUUACUGGGGUUUGUUGGGGUUUUAUUGGGGUUUGUUGGGAUGUUGGUGGGGUUUAUUGGGGUGUUGGUGGGGUUUGGGGUCACCACCACCGUGUUGCUCUUCACCAUCUUCAACCCCAUCUACGCCAUCACCACGGUGAGGCUGGGGGCUUACUGGGGUUUGUUGGGGUUUUAUUGGGGUUUGUUGGGAUGUUGGUGGGGUUUAUUGGGGUGUUGGUGGGGUUUGGGGUCACCACCACCGUGUUGCUCUUCACCAUCUUCAACCCCAUCUACGCCAUCACCACGGUGAGGCUGGGGGCUUACUGGGGUUUGUUGGGGUUUUAUUGGGGUUUGUUGGGAUGUUGGUGGGGUUUAUUGGGGUGUUGGUGGGGUUUGGGGUCACCACCACCGUGUUGCUCUUCACCAUCUUCAACCCCAUCUACGCCAUCACCACGGUGAGGCUGGGGGCUUACUGGGGUUUGUUGGGGUUUUAUUGGGGUUUGUUGGGAUGUUGGUGGGGUUUAUUGGGGUGUUGGUGGGGUUUGGGGUCACCACCACCGUGUUGCUCUUCACCAUCUUCAACCCCAUCUACGCCAUCACCACGGUGAGGCUGGGGGCUUACUGGGGUUUGUUGGGGUUUUAUUGGGGUUUGUUGGGAUGUUGGUGGGGUUUAUUGGGGUGUUGGUGGGGUUUGGGGUCACCACCACCGUGUUGCUCUUCACCAUCUUCAACCCCAUCUACGCCAUCACCACGGUGAGGCUGGGGGCUUACUGGGGUUUGUUGGGGUUUUAUUGGGGUUUGUUGGGAUGUUGGUGGGGUUUAUUGGGGUGUUGGUGGGGUUUGGGGUCACCACCACCGUGUUGCUCUUCACCAUCUUCAACCCCAUCUACGCCAUCACCACGGUGAGGCUGGGGGCUUACUGGGGUUUGUUGGGGUUUUAUUGGGGUUUGUUGGGAUGUUGGUGGGGUUUAUUGGGGUGUUGGUGGGGUUUGGGGUCACCACCACCGUGUUGCUCUUCACCAUCUUCAACCCCAUCUACGCCAUCACCACGGUGAGGCUGGGGGCUUACUGGGGUUUGUUGGGGUUUUAUUGGGGUUUGUUGGGAUGUUGGUGGGGUUUAUUGGGGUGUUGGUGGGGUUUGGGGUCACCACCACCGUGUUGCUCUUCACCAUCUUCAACCCCAUCUACGCCAUCACCACGGUGAGGCUGGGGGCUUACUGGGGUUUGUUGGGGUUUUAUUGGGGUUUGUUGGGAUGUUGGUGGGGUUUAUUGGGGUGUUGGUGGGGUUUGGGGUCACCACCACCGUGUUGCUCUUCACCAUCUUCAACCCCAUCUACGCCAUCACCACGGUGAGGCUGGGGGCUUACUGGGGUUUGUUGGGGUUUUAUUGGGGUUUGUUGGGAUGUUGGUGGGGUUUAUUGGGGUGUUGGUGGGGUUUGGGGUCACCACCACCGUGUUGCUCUUCACCAUCUUCAACCCCAUCUACGCCAUCACCACGGUGAGGCUGGGGGCUUACUGGGGUUUGUUGGGGUUUUAUUGGGGUUUGUUGGGAUGUUGGUGGGGUUUAUUGGGGUGUUGGUGGGGUUUGGGGUCACCACCACCGUGUUGCUCUUCACCAUCUUCAACCCCAUCUACGCCAUCACCACGGUGAGGCUGGGGGCUUACUGGGGUUUGUUGGGGUUUUAUUGGGGUUUGUUGGGAUGUUGGUGGGGUUUAUUGGGGUGUUGGUGGGGUUUGGGGUCACCACCACCGUGUUGCUCUUCACCAUCUUCAACCCCAUCUACGCCAUCACCACGGUGAGGCUGGGGGCUUACUGGGGUUUGUUGGGGUUUUAUUGGGGUUUGUUGGGAUGUUGGUGGGGUUUAUUGGGGUGUUGGUGGGGUUUGGGGUCACCACCACCGUGUUGCUCUUCACCAUCUUCAACCCCAUCUACGCCAUCACCACGGUGAGGCUGGGGGCUUACUGGGGUUUGUUGGGGUUUUAUUGGGGUUUGUUGGGAUGUUGGUGGGGUUUAUUGGGGUGUUGGUGGGGUUUGGGGUCACCACCACCGUGUUGCUCUUCACCAUCUUCAACCCCAUCUACGCCAUCACCACGGUGAGGCUGGGGGCUUACUGGGGUUUGUUGGGGUUUUAUUGGGGUUUGUUGGGAUGUUGGUGGGGUUUAUUGGGGUGUUGGUGGGGUUUGGGGUCACCACCACCGUGUUGCUCUUCACCAUCUUCAACCCCAUCUACGCCAUCACCACGGUGAGGCUGGGGGCUUACUGGGGUUUGUUGG